This is a messenger RNA of Cornus florida, 1863 nucleotides long. Its product is annotated as lysM domain receptor-like kinase 3. Gene Ontology annotation, molecular function: transmembrane receptor protein kinase activity; ATP binding. Gene Ontology annotation, biological process: protein phosphorylation; innate immune response. The coding region runs from base 1 to 1863 and encodes 620 amino acids. The transcript is spliced from 10 exons. The record is from RefSeq and is a predicted model, not a curated record. Lineage: Eukaryota; Viridiplantae; Streptophyta; Magnoliopsida; Cornales; Cornaceae.
AUGGCUCCAAACCAUCUCCUUUCCCUUCUCUUCCUCCUCCUCCCUACUUCGACGACUCUUUUCAUAACAACUUUUGGCCAGGAUGUAUCCGUUAAUUCAACUCAUAUGUUCCCUUUUAAAUGCUCUAACAAUAUCAAGACAUGUAGCUCUAUACUCUACCACAGCAACGGUCUUCAAGAAGAACAAAUCGCCUACUAUUACUCUGUCAGCACUUCACAAAUCACGCCCAUUAGCCAUGGCAACAAAAAAGACUACCUAGUAACAGUACCUUGUUCUUGCAAACAAGUCAAUGGCACUCUUGCCUACUUCUAUGAUACAUUCUAUAAAGUGCAGCCAAACGACAUAUUUUAUAAUGUUUCGCGUCAGAUUUAUAGUGGGCAAGCUUGGAUGGUUGGAGGGGAAGAAAGUAGUUUUGUUGCAGGAGACGAAUUUCCAAUGCAUCUACUGUGUGGUUGUGUGGAAAGCGACACACACAUUGUGGUGACAUACGCAGUUCAGCAAGGUGACACAUUAGCAGAUAUUUCUACUCUGCUAUCUGCUAAAAUUAGUGAUAUAGAAAGCAUGAACAGAAAUCUGACUCAAAAUCCAAGUUUUAUAGAUGUUGGUUGGGUGUUUUUUGUGCCAGCCGAGAAGAAUGGAGUUAUAGCCCCAGAAGCCCCAAAGAAAGGAAUGGACCACAAGUGGACAAUCAUCAUUGGCGUAUUAUCAGCUCUUACAUUACUUUCAAUGUGCACAUUUGUAAUCAUCCUUCUUAGGAGAAAAAGAACUAGGAAACACAACCAGGAAGAUCAAAGGGCUGCUGUGUCCAACAGCAUGAGUGCCAACAAAUCUUUCUCCUUGCAGAAACAAUUCGUGCAUAAGGAAAAUAUGGAAGAUGUCACACUCUUUGAAUCAGAAAGACCAGUAAUAUAUAGUCUCGAAGAAAUUGAAGAGUCCACAAGCAACUUCAGCGAAACUAGAAAAAUUGGAGAGGGUGGAUAUGGUAGUGUAUAUUUUGGAGUAAUAAGGGACCAGGAGGUUGCAAUAAAGAAGAUGAGAUCAAACAUGUCCAAGGAGUUCUUUGCGGAGCUCAAGGUCUUGUGCAAGAUACAUCACAUCAAUGUGAUGGAACUACUGGGGUAUGCCAGCGGGGACGACCACCUCUACUUAGUUUAUGAGUUCAUUCAGAAUGGAUCUCUCAGUGAUCAUCUUCAUGACCCUUUACUAAAAGGUCAUCAACCACUCUCUUGGACUGCAAGAGCACAAAUUGCACUGGAUGCCGCAAAGGGUAUUGAAUACAUUCACGAUCACACAAAAGCCCGGUAUGUGCACCGUGAUAUAAAGACAAGUAACAUCCUGCUAGAUGAAGGGCUCAGAGCAAAGGUUGCAGAUUUCGGAUUGGCAAAGCUUGUUGGGCGAACCAAUGAAGACGAUUACAUAGCAACUCGCCUUGUUGGAACACCAGGAUACCUUCCCCCUGAGUCUGUCAAGGAGCUGCAGGUGACAACUAAAACAGAUGUUUUUGCAUUUGGAGUAGUUCUAGCAGAGCUCAUAACUGGUCAACGUGCACUCAUCCGUGACAAAGGGGAGCCCAACAAAAUGAAGGCACUCAUCACAGUUGUAAAUAAGUUAUUCCAAGAAGAAGAUCCAGAGACUGCAUUGGAAUCCAUUAUAGAUGGCAAUCUUAAGGGAAACUUUCCAAUGGAGGGUGUGUACAAGAUGGCAGAAAUUGCCGAGUGGUGUCUAAGUGAAGAUGCAGUCAAUAGACCAGAGAUGCAAGAGAUAGUUGUGGCAUUAUCUCAAAUCAUGAUUUCCUCAAUAGAGUGGGAAGCAUCAUUAGGAGGGAACAGCCAGGUAUUCAGCGGGGUUUUCAGCGGAAGAUGA